GGAGAAGAUGGCGGUCUCCACAGGAGUUAAAGUUCCUCGGAAUUUUCGCUUGUUGGAAGAACUUGAAGAAGGACAGAAAGGAGUAGGUGAUGGUACCGUUAGCUGGGGCCUUGAAGAUGAUGAAGACAUGACACUUACAAGGUGGACAGGCAUGAUUAUUGGGCCACCAAGGACAAACUAUGAAAACAGAAUAUAUAGUCUGAAGGUAGAAUGUGGAUCUAAAUAUCCAGAAGCUCCUCCAUCUGUUAGAUUUGUAACAAAAAUUAAUAUGAAUGGGAUCAAUAAUUCCCGUGGAAUGGUGGAUGCACGAAGCAUACCAGUAUUAGCAAAAUGGCAAAAUUCCUAUAGCAUUAAAGUUGUCCUCCAAGAGCUGAGACGUCUAAUGAUGUCCAAAGAAAAUAUGAAGCUUCCACAACCACCAGAAGGACAAACGUACAACAACUGAUUUUAGUGGAUCUCAAACUUGUCUUAAAUCAACAACCUUCUACUCAUGUUAAUGUCUUGAUUAAAUAUCACCAUGCAAAAUACCCACACAUUAAGUAAAAGAAUUCCAGCUGGUAAACAUGACCUGGACAGUUGUAAGAAUAUAUUUAAUAUAUGUACACCUAUUAUGUUUUCGGGUAACAGGAGAAGUGCAGCACAAUUUUUCUUUCUCUUCUUAAAGCACUGUCAUUUAAACAUGAGCCUGAAGUAUUCAAAAUUGAAUUCAGGUUCUCAAGACAAAAGCACGGCAAAGAGUGUCAGAUGGCAGUGGAAACCUUUGUCUUUCUGAACAAUAAAGUCUCAAGACGGAAGAGCAGAAAUGGCAUGCUUUAUCCAUCGUCCUUAGACUACAGCGAACUGUUUAAAGUAGCAGGUAUAAUGAGUAGUCACAGUUGUGUUAACUCGAAGCGGUGCGGGUGUGGGU
Messenger RNA from Microtus oregoni (creeping vole), 907 nucleotides. Its product is annotated as ubiquitin-conjugating enzyme E2 variant 2-like. The coding region runs from base 8 to 445 and encodes 145 amino acids. The record is from RefSeq and is a predicted model, not a curated record. Gene Ontology annotation, cellular component: nucleus. The transcript has a single exon. Gene Ontology annotation, biological process: protein K63-linked ubiquitination; DNA damage tolerance. NCBI's taxonomy places the organism in Eukaryota, Metazoa, Chordata, Mammalia, Rodentia, Cricetidae.